AAGGGUGAGUAAUAGAAUUAAUGUAGUAAACUGUUGCCAUACCUUUUUUUCUUGACAUGGAGCUAAGUCUAAGUCGGGUCAUAAAAGCAAGAGCACACAUAGUUAGUGGGCUAGUGAUAGAGAUUCGUACAGAAACAAGCAGAGCAGCAAAGCUAAAGCUCAAACCAUGUGGCUUUUCAAGAGAAAGGGGCCAUCAGGAUUUUCGUAUUCAUCCACGGCUGAACAAGUCACCCAUGGAGUUGACGGUUCUGGUCUCACUGCCAUUGUUACAGGAGCAUCGAGUGGUAUCGGUUCUGAAACUACCCGUACUCUUGCUCUUCAUGGAGUUCAUGUUAUCAUGGCUGUCAGGAAUAUGGCUGCUGCAAAAGAUGUAAAAGAAGCAAUCGUGAAUGAAAUCCCGGCUGCUAAAGUUGAUAUAAUGGAGUUAGAUCUUAGUUCAUUGGCAUCAGUAAGGAAAUUUGCAGAUGACUUUAUAUCAUCAGGUCGCUCAUUGAACUUGCUAAUUAAUAAUGCAGGCGUGAUGGCAAUUCCCUUUAUGCUCUCCAAAGACAACAUAGAGCUGCAAUUUGCCACUAAUCAUCUAGGUCACUUCCUUUUGACAAAUUUGUUGUUGGAGAAAAUGAAGGAGACAGCACGUGAAACAAAGAGAGAGGGAAGGAUAGUCAAUGUUGCAUCAGAGGCUCAUUAUGUUACCUAUCGUGAGGGAAUUCGGUUUGAUAAAAUUAAUGACCAGCAAAGCUACAGCAGGUACAUGGCAUACGGCCAAUCAAAGCUGGCUAACAUACUGUUCACUACUGAGCUUGCGAAACGCUUAAAGGAAGAUGGUGUGGAAAUAACAGCUAAUUCACUAAAUCCUGGAGCAAUCACAACCAAUCUUUUCCGUCAUAUGACUAUUGUUAAUGGCUUUGUUUGUACAAUUGGAAGACUCGUGCUUAAAAAUGUUCAACAGGGAGCAUCAACCACCUGUUAUUUAGCAUUGAAUCCACAAGUGAAGGGGGUGAGUGGCAAAUAUUUUCUGGACAACAAUUUGGCCACCACAUCGACCAGGGCUAGGGACAUGGAUUUGGCUAAGAAACUCUGGGAUUUUAGUAUGGAUUUGGUCAAGUAACAAACAACAUGUAUCAGUAAAAUAGAAAACUUUCUAUUUGGUUGUUUGUAUGAAACAACAGAUAUCAGUAAGUCUGUAUUACAGGUUAAAUAAGGAAUGUUGUUCUUAAUCAAAGAGAGAAGUAAGAUUUUGUUUCUUGCA
Messenger RNA from Capsicum annuum, 1249 nucleotides. RefSeq names its product short-chain dehydrogenase TIC 32, chloroplastic. The transcript is spliced from 8 exons. Bases 167 to 1108 code for a protein of 313 amino acids. The record is from RefSeq and is a predicted model, not a curated record. Lineage: Eukaryota; Viridiplantae; Streptophyta; Magnoliopsida; Solanales; Solanaceae.